This is a messenger RNA of Penicillium malachiteum, 549 nucleotides long. RefSeq lists its product as uncharacterized. NCBI's taxonomy places the organism in Eukaryota, Fungi, Ascomycota, Eurotiomycetes, Eurotiales, Aspergillaceae. The record is from RefSeq and is a predicted model, not a curated record. The transcript has 3 exons. Bases 1 to 549 code for a protein of 182 amino acids.
AUGCCACAUCGACCCAUAAAAGUUGAAUGGAAGCGGCAUGCGAGAGAACGCCUGGGAAACACUCGCGGACUUUUGAGGGGAAUCGAAUAUACAAACCCUCAGUCCUGGGACGCCACAUUGACUGGCUUCCGUCCAAUAUCGGUCAAUUCGGACCAGACUUCGAUCAAAAUUGCUUUCCACUGGUUGCUGACUGAUUCGGUACCGAAAGAAACUGACGGGGAUAAGGAAGGAAAGAUAACAUUCGGUGAACGCCCUUAUACCCCUGAGCAGCGACACCGAUUUUCUAGGAAGUCGCCCGGAAAAUGCACAUCUUCCACCAAUAACUCAAAACGGAGAUACAAUCCGGUCACAACUGAUCAUCCUGUGGAAAAGCCACUGCCCUCGUUUGAUUUACUCGGGUUGCUAUGGCAUCUUACCCGCAUUGCCUCAAUGCUAGGCGGCGGAGAAAACGAUGACAGCGAUGGCGACAGUGACGACAACACGAAUCCUGCUGUUCAGUUCAUGGAUCCAUCCAAGGAACCGCCUGAAAUUUCGACCACGUGGCCCUGA